Molecule: messenger RNA, 3441 nt
Organism: Falco peregrinus (peregrine falcon)
Lineage: Eukaryota; Metazoa; Chordata; Aves; Falconiformes; Falconidae
Gene: PPARA
Product: peroxisome proliferator activated receptor alpha
Exons: 8
Coding region: 417-1823 (468 amino acids)
Biological process (GO): negative regulation of inflammatory response; hormone-mediated signaling pathway; cell differentiation
Cellular component (GO): nucleus
Molecular function (GO): nuclear receptor activity; RNA polymerase II cis-regulatory region sequence-specific DNA binding; zinc ion binding
Source: RefSeq, a predicted model, not a curated record
CAUCCUCUCUAUUUAUUCUGUCUCUCUUUAUGUAUCUCGUCGCCGCGUUUUGAAGCCCUCUGCGAAAGUCCGGUGCUGGCGGAGGCGAGAAGGUGCUGGCUGGCCGGGGGAGAUGCUUUAGCCGCUCCCGGGGCUGCGCUCGGGCUGGGCGCCAGCUGCCCGCCGUGCGGGGACCGCCGUGGGCGGCAGCCCGCGGUCAGAGAGGCUGCAGGACGAGCGAGAGCCGGCCCUGGGGGAGGCUGGUGUUUGUAGAAAGGAUGUCAGCAGCUUUAUUAUUAAUGAAGAGACACUUGUUAUCACCAAUGUGCAUGUGAAAUGGAAAGGGAACACAUUCUGGAAAUAGCUUCUGUUUCAGCCUUGCAAGAUGCUGCAUGAAGUGUGUAAAGAAGUUUAAGUGACUGCUCUACUUGAUCAAAAUGGUGGACACUGAAAACCAGCUCUAUCCCCUUACUCCCUUGGAGGAGGAUGACAUAGGCAGCCCUUUACCUGGAGAGUUCCUACAAGAUAUGGGGAACAUUCAAGACCUCUCUCAGUCUCUAGGAGAUGAUAGCUCUGGAGCUUUAAGUUUAACAGAGUUCCAGUCACUGGGAAGUUGUCCAGGAUCUGAUGGAUCAGUUAAAACAGAGACCCUUUCACCAGCAUCCAGUCCUUCAUCCAUUAAUUUUGCCACAGCUCCAGGUAACAUAGAUGAAUCACCCAGUGGAGCAUUAAACAUUGAAUGUAGAAUUUGUGGGGAUAAAGCCUCAGGCUACCAUUACGGAGUACAUGCUUGUGAAGGUUGUAAGGGUUUUUUUAGAAGAACAAUUCGUUUAAAACUCAUCUAUGAUAAAUGUGAUCGCAACUGCAAAAUUCAGAAAAAAAAUCGUAAUAAGUGCCAAUACUGUCGUUUUCAAAAGUGCCUUUCAGUUGGAAUGUCACAUAAUGCAAUACGUUUUGGACGAAUGCCAAGGUCUGAGAAGGCCAAGCUGAAAGCAGAAAUUCUAACAGGUGAAAAUUACGUAGAAGAUUCAGAAAUGGCAGAUCUUAAAUCACUUGCCAAAAGAAUUCAUGAAGCUUACCUGAAAAACUUCAAUAUGAACAAGGUUAAAGCCAGAAUCAUCCUGGCAGGGAAAACUAACAACAAUCCACCAUUUGUUAUAUAUGAUAUGGAUACCUUGUGCAUGGCAGAGAAGACUCUGGUGGCAAAAUUGGUAGCCAAUGGAAUUCAGAACAAGGAAGCAGAAGUUCGAAUCUUCCACUGCUGCCAGUGUACGUCUGUAGAGACAGUCACAGAACUUACUGAAUUUGCCAAAUCUAUCCCUGGCUUCUCCAAUCUUGACUUGAAUGAUCAAGUGACACUGUUAAAAUAUGGGGUUUAUGAAGCCAUAUUUGCCAUGUUAGCAUCUGUGAUGAACAAGGACGGGAUGCUGGUAGCCUAUGGAAAUGGUUUUAUAACCCGGGAGUUCCUGAAAAGCCUGAGAAAGCCAUUCUGUGACAUAAUGGAGCCAAAAUUUGAUUUUGCAAUGAAAUUCAAUGCACUGGAAUUGGAUGAUAGUGAUAUAUCGCUUUUUGUUGCUGCCAUCAUUUGCUGUGGAGAUCGUCCUGGUCUUGUAAAUGUAGGACACAUUGAAAAAAUGCAGGAGAGCAUUGUGCAUGUACUGAAACUUCAUUUGCAAACCAACCAUCCUGACGACACCUUCCUCUUCCCGAAACUUCUCCAAAAAAUGGCUGACCUCCGACAACUUGUCACAGAGCAUGCUCAGCUUGUUCAGAUAAUUAAGAAGACUGAAUCUGAUGCACAUUUACACCCCUUACUACAGGAAAUCUACAGGGAUAUGUAUUAAGGAUUUUUAUUAUUUUUUUCCACAAUAUUUAAAGACAAAAGCAAUACUAACAACAGAUGGGAGCAAAACUACUUGCACAGUUAUCUGCUGUUCACUCAGCUCAGAGCACGAGAAAUCUAAAAGCUGGGUAACUGGAGUGUUACACUUCUUUCAGUUUGGGAUCUUUUGUCUUUUGAAAGAGUUCUGCAGAAGAAUACUGAUCAUAGUGCUUAUGAAGUGUUUUACAAUGGUUCUUUUAUUUGGAAAUUUGAAGAUUGGUAAGGAAUACAUAUUUGUACAAUAAAUCAGAAUGUUAAGUAACAGAAAUGAACAAAAUUGUAUUUCCUCUUGGCUUAGUCAUUUUAGAGUUAAUAUAACAACUUCAGCAAAUUCUCUCCAGGUGUAUGCACAAUCAUAAAGAUUAUGCACUUUUGGCUAAUAGUAGUUACUGAGAACCAACUAACGCUUUUUCUUACAGCAGUCAGUCUAGGUGUAUCAAAUGGUUGGAUGUUACUGUACAUACACCUCUAAAAAAAUCUGAAAGACCUUUGAACCGCUGCUGCUCUAAUUCCAUGAAAUGCAGCACAGCUUCAUAUAGUAUUACAUUAGUAUACCUUAGGAUUAGCAUGUUUAAAAGAUGGUUCUUUUAUGAAAUGAAAUAAAAUCCAAAGAGCUAUCUAAAAUACAGCAGAGAUGCUCCAUUCAGGUGUUUUUUGAAGAGUAAGUGUAAGAAAGAGAUGGAACCCUUUUUUCAAAAGUCUUUUAAGGAAAUAUAAAAAUGUCCCUGGUGGAAAAUAUAUCAUACUUUAUUAUACGUGUCUUUUUGAGAACUUUUAAGAUGCAGUUUUGACUUAAAAAUAUUACUUCAAAUUAGGUAGGCUUUUGGAGAGACUGAAAAAUCUGAUUCUAGCCCAAAAAAAAAGAAUUUCAGCUGCACAGCAUUCUAGUGCAGGGAUAGCUUACUCUGAAGAAAUGAUUGUAUAGGAAAGGCACCUUCUUUCUUCUUGGCAGUAUAAGAAUUUUUUGGACCCGUUGACUUUUCUGAUGAAUACACUAUUUCUUUUUUCCAAUUACCCACUCGGAUAUAUUUCCUUCUAUUAUUUCUUAGGCCUUCUGAAUAGAAGUAUUAGAUUAUGUUGCCAAAUUUUGUCCUUGUCCAUACAGCCACAGUGGAUAAGGUGACAAUAUUACCAAGAACAGUGUUUGUAGGUGUGAUUGCAUAAUAUUAUGAAAGACAGCACAGCUGAGAGUAAUAUUAUCAUGUUCCUGAGAGCAAACUCCUGAUUUUACAGUAGUACUUACUCCUGAUGAAAAAUAAGCCAUAAGGAACUGCUUGACUUUGCCAUUUUACAGAAUCUUUUAUCAGAGUGCUACAUUAAAGUGCUAGCUGCAUGCAAGACACUGUGCUAUUUUUUUAAUUUUUUUUUUUUUUAAUACAGUACCUUCACGUUAUUAUUUCUUUAUUUUAAUACUUCUUUCAUAACACAAAGAUCUCAGGAGCCAAUCUUGGCAUUUUCACGAUAGUUUAGGUUUCAGUGGCACAGGAGGACACUUUGUACAUUUUUACUGUAGCAUGUUUAAAGACUUCAGAAUCUUAAACCUUCAUUACAAGAAUUAAAUAAGACUGAUAAGGUGAGAA